CACUUCUUGAUUUAAAGGAGCCUGUUUUGUUUUGCACAUAAAUUUAACUUUGGACUUAUUUUUUUGUCUCCAUUCAUCAGUCAGGCCAAAGGUUGACAUAAAGUUUUCUAGAACUGUGUUUGGAUUUGUUUUAGCCUUUGGAGGAAAUCUAUCUAAUGCUUCGUUAAGAGUCCCUACCAAUAAUAAUAAUAUUCAUAUGAUAUUUUCCACAUAAGUAAUUCACCCCGUUACUCCAUCUAUCAUAAAGUUGCAUAUUUUCUGCUUUGGUAUUGUACCCAUAUAUAGAACCCAACAAAAGAAUUUCUUCAUUUAUUGAUACAACUAAUAAGACAAAAUGUCCAUAUGUGUGGACAUAAUCCAUCUCCACUGAAGUUGUUUGGUAAUGUUGCCUCCUGCUGACUGAGUGGAUCCAUGUUCCAGCCAUAGUUCGUCCCCCCACUGACUUUUCCAGAACUUGGUAUCAUUUGCAGUUGAAUGAGUUUCUUGGAUUAAACAGAAAUCUGCUUUAAAAUUUUUAAGAUAUAAAAACGUUGCCUUUCUUUUAAUGUUGUUCCUUAACCCUCGAGCAUUGAGUGAAAUAACUUUAAAAAAAGAAAUGCUACUAAGAGUUGUAGCUUCUAACCCUGAAAACUGAGUUACAGAAAAAUCUAACAAACUCUCCCAACAGAGAAAUUAUAUAAUAAACGGAGCUUUUUCAAUAUUUAAUGUCAUUACUUAGGGUAAUGACAUUUAGUGUCCCCUACUGUCUCCUUCUGUCUCCUAAUGUCCCCUACUGUCUCCUUCUGUCCCCUACUGUCUCCUAGUGUCUCCUACUGUCUCCUUCUGUCCCCUACUGUCUCCUAGUGUCUCCUACUGUCUCCUUCUGUCUCCUAGUGUCCCCUACUGUCUCCUUCUGUCCCCUACUGUCUCCUUCUGUCUCCUAGUGUCCCCUACUGUCUCCUUCUGUCUCCUAGUGUCUCCUUCUGUCUCUUAGUGUCUCCUAGUGUCCCAUACUGUCUCCUUCUGUCUCCUAGUGUCUCCUAGUAUCUCCUACUGUCUCCUAAUGUCCCCUACUGUCUCCUUCUGUCUCCUAGUGUCUCCUUCUGUCUCUUAGUGUCUCCUAGUGUCCCAUACUGUCUCCUUCUGUCUCCUAGUGUCUCCUAGUAUCUCCUACUGUCUCCUAAUGUCCCCUACUGUCUCUUAGUGUCUCCUUCUGUCUCCUACUGUCUCCUAAUGUCCCCUACUGUCUCCUAGUAUCUCCUUCUGUCCCCUACUGUCUCCUAAUGUCCCCUACUGUCUCCUUCUGUCCCCUACUGUCUCCUAGUGUCUCCUACUGUCUCCUUCUGUCCCCUACUGUCUCCUAGUGUCUCCUACUGUCUCCUUCUGUCCCCUACUGUCUCCUAGUGUCUCCUUCUGUCUCCUAGUGUCCCCUACUGUCUCCUUCUGUCCCCUACUGUCUCCUUCUGUCUCCUAGUGUCCCCUACUGUCUCCUUCUGUCUCCUAGUGUCUCCUUCUGUCUCUUAGUGUCUCCUAGUGUCCCAUACUGUCUCCUUCUGUCUCCUAGUGUCUCCUAGUAUCUCCUACUGUCUCCUAAUGUCCCCUACUGUCUCCUUCUGUCUCCUAGUGUCUCCUUCUGUCUCUUAGUGUCUCCUAGUGUCCCAUACUGUCUCCUUCUGUCUCCUAGUGUCUCCUAGUAUCUCCUACUGUCUCCUAAUGUCCCCUACUGUCUCUUAGUGUCUCCUUCUGUCUCCUACUGUCUCCUAAUGUCCCCUACUGUCUCCUAGUAUCUCCUUCUGUCCCCUACUGUCUCCUAAUGUCCCCUACUGUCUCUUAGUGUCUCCUUCUGUCUCCUACUGUCUCCUAAUGUCCCCUACUGUCUCCUAGUAUCUCCUUCUGUCCCCUACUGUCUCCUAAUGUCCCCUACUGUCUCUUAGUGUCUCCUUCUGUCUCCAGGCGUCUGCGGCUCUAAUCCUGCUAAGUGGAUCAACGUUCCUCUGAGACUCUAAGCUCUUUAGACGCUGAAGCAGAGUUCUGUCCGCCAGUUGGACCGGGCCGUGAUGGGAGCCGGCGCCGACCCGACUGGGACCAGACCCUGAAGCAGAACUGACCUUUGAACCUGUGAGAACCACAGAUCACGGGUCAGAACCAUCUGGGCCCGGUUCUGGAGCUAAAGUCAGAAACCUGACCUCCAUAGAGCUGGACCAGGACCUUUGGCUCUGGUUCUGGUUCUGGUUCUGUCAGUCCUCUGUGUGCGUAGGAGCCAUGGACCCUGAGGACCCGUCUCCUCUGCAUCGGUUCGUGGUUGCUAAGCGAUCGAUCGGGUCGAUCUUCGACCAACUGCUGGAGUUUGUGAAGAGCGGUUCUGCGUUUGUGGACGAAGCCGUUCAGAACCAGGACCUGGGUCCGGUUGCUGUGGAGGAGCAGAACCUGGAGAUGCAGAGCUGCGCCACCAAGCUGGCCGCCAUCAGGGAGGUUCUGCUGCGGAGAACCAUGAAGGUGGCCUUCUUCGGCAGAACCAGCAACGGGAAGAGCACGGUGAUCAACGCCAUGCUGAGGGAGCGGGUGCUGCCCAGCGGCAUCGGCCAUACCACCAACUGCUUCCUGAGCGUGGAGGGGACGGACGCCGCCGAGCCCUACCUCACCACCGAGGCAUCUGCCGAGCGCCGCGCCGUCUCUACAGUAAACCAGCUGGCCCACGCGCUGCACAUGGACCCGGCGCUAGACUCGGGCAGCCUGGUCCGAGUGUUCUGGCCCAAGAACCGCUGCGCCCUGCUGAGGGACGACCUGGUUCUGAUGGACAGCCCAGGGACGGACGUCACCCUGGAGUUGGACAGCUGGAUCGAUAAGUUCUGUUUGGACGCCGAUGUCUUUGUUCUGGUGGGGAACGCCGAGUCGACGCUGAUGAACACGGAGAAGCUGUUCUUCCAUAAGGUCAGUGAGCGGAUCUCCAAGCCGAACGUCUUCAUCCUCCAUAACCGCUGGGACGCCUCGGUGACGGAGCCCGAGCUCAUCGACCAGGUGAGGAAGCAGCACCUGGACCGCUGCAUCAGCUUCCUGUCGGAGGAGCUGCGGGUCGUUGAACCGGACCGGGCCGCUGACAGAAUCUUCUUCAUCUCUGCCAAGGAGGUUCUGAUCUGCAGGACGCAGCGGAACCAGGGCAUGCCGGAGACAGGGGGCGCUCUGGCUGAAGGCUUCCAGGACCGGCUGACAGAGUUCCAGCAGUUCGAGAGAACCUUCGAGGAGUUCAUCUCUCAGUCGGCGGUCCGGACCAAGUUCGAGCAGCACACGGUGCGGGCGUGGCAGAUCACCGAGGCCAUCAAGACCGUCAUGGACGCCAUCAACAUUGCGUCGGCCGACAGGAAGAUCUGUUGCCUGGAGGAGCGGGAGGAGCAGCGGGACCGGCUGGACUUCGUCCGGGGUCAGAUGAGCCGUCUGAGCGACAGCGUGAAGAACCGGAUCAGAACCCUGACGGACGACGUCACCGCCAAGGUGGCCUCUGCGCUGCUGGACCAGAUCCAUUCCUUGCCGGUUCUGGUGGAGGAGUUCCGGGCCGACUUCAGCCCGUCCCUGGAGAACCUGGAGCUCUACAAAGCUAAACUGGUGCAGCACCUGGAGCAGCGUCUCUCUGGGGGUCUGGCCCAUCGUUGCCAUGGCGACGUUCUCAGGGAGAUCCGGGACGCGCAGAGACUCAUGACCGACAGCGUGCGUCCCCUGGUGUCGCCGUCCGUCCAGCAGCAGCUCUGCGCUCCGUCCUCGUCCUUCGAGAUGACCUUUGACCUCAGCCUGGCCGCCCUCUGCGCCGACUUUAGGGAGGACAUCGACUUCCGGUUCUCCCUGGGCUGGACCGCCCUGGUGACCCGCUUCAUCUGCGCCGCCGGCGCCCACCGGGCGCUGGCCGUCCCCAAGGACGAACCGUCCCUCAAGGACCGGCUGGUGGUUUCCAUGGCAACGAGCCUGGUGUCGGUGUCCUCCAGGGCGUCCAUGGCGGUGCUGCUGAUCGGGGGCGUGGUGUGGCGCUCGGUGGGCUGGCGGGUCGUGGCCCUGUCCGUCUCCCUCUACGGUUUGCUCUACCUGUAUGAGAGACUCACCUGGACGGCCUCCAGCCAGGAGCGCGCUCUGAAGCAGCAGUUCACAGAGUUCGCCGCCUUCCGCCUCCGCGCCGUCGUUCCUGUCACCAGCUCUGCCUGCAGCCAGCAGGUGUUCAAGGAGCUGACCUCCACCUUCGGCCGCCUGACCCAGAGAGUGGACCUGAGCGAGGCGGAGCUGGAGGGACGGAUCCGGCAGCUCACCUGCAGGAUCCAGAGGCUGGAGGCGACCCAGAGGAAGUCCAAGGCCUUCAGGAACCGGGCCACGGAGCUGGAGACCCAGCUGGAGGCCUUCUCUGCUCGCUACCUGCAGGCUGCGGACUGAAGCAGCAGCGGUUUGGAUCCACCUGCUCCGACCAGAACCAGGACGGGACCGGAGGAGGGUGGUUCUGCCUGUGCUGGUGUGGGCCAGCAGCGGUAUCAGGGUUUGGUUCUGGUCUCGAUCGGGUUCAUCUGGUUCUGGUCCAUGCCCUUCCAGCUGCUUGAGGUGAAACUCUGCCUCCACCAGAUGUUGCUGUGACCUCUGACCUCUGCAGCUUUCGGUCAGGUUCAUCAGAGACCUGAUGCCUCGCUGCAAUGAGGUUCUGGAUUUGAAUCCGGUGGUCUGCAUGUUUUCCCUGAGCCGGUCCAGAACCAAGCUGCGUUAGCCGGAACCGACUGAAAUGUUUAAAGCCUUUAUCCUGUGAAUGAAAAUGAUUUUCUGCUUCAGCCAAUAAAAACAUUUAAUACAGAAAUCUGGAUUCAUGGAAACCAUGAAUAUUACCGGCUGAGAGACGUUCUAACAGAACCUGACAGAACCUCCAUGAACGGACGGACGGAUGAGUUGGUUGGUCAAUUGAUUGGUUGAUAUAGAAGACCAGGUCCCUCUGCUGAGAGCCAAUCAGAGGCUGGAGGAGUGGUGACCCUGUUGCUAUGUGUCGUGACCCCGUUGCUAUGGGUGAUGCUGUCAUGUAGAGACUGUGAUGGGGGUCUGGUAAUGUUAGCGCCCCCUGCUGGCGUCUCCAUGGCGACUGCAUGCAGCUGGUCUCAUCUCGGCUCUGAUUGGUUGGUGGAAAUGAACCGAUCUUUGAGACCGGAUGAUGAUGGAAGUAAAAUGAAUGGAAAUAAUAAACACUGAACUGAUUAUUGUCUUUAAUAUCGAUUAAUAGGAUUUAUGUGUGAAGUGACUUAAACACAAUAAAAAUGAAUAAAACAGGAUUAAAAGUGCAACAGUGCUCAACACUAACUUAUUAAAAACCAUAAAAACAAUCAAAUAAGGGCACAGGCUGGAAUACAGCGCCCUCAUUAGGACAAAAUGGAAAUUACAUUUAAAGGAAUAAGAAAUGAUAAAACUUUGCUAAAUUAAAUUUCGGAAACUUGGCAACAGGAACCAAACUGGUUUCCUAGUUUAGUUUUGGGUGCCAAAUAUCUGUGUCUGUAUGGAGAGAUGGUUGACCUCUGACCUCCGGGUUCAGCUAUGAGUUUAUUAAAAAGCCUCGUUAUCACUGAUUAAAACGACUCUUUAGAUAUGAAUAUGUAUGAAUAUGAUGAGUCAGAACGUAAAACACAGAGCAGCUCAGAUCAGACCCUCCGACUCCCUGAGGAGAAAUACUGAUGGAUCAUAUUUAUUCACAAAUAACUUAAAUAGUUUCACUGAGUAUUAUUUAUGUAUUUGACCUGCAGUUUAGGCCCCGCCCCCUUUGUUCUCACCUGAGCUUUUAUUUUGGUGACUCAGUAAAACCUACUGACUCGGCUCUGCAGCUCAUACGGACGUUAAUAUUCAAGCAUUAAUAAAUAUUGAUUAAACUACGGAGGCCUCUGGGGGUCAUGGGGAAAAGUUUCCCUCACAGAAAGCUUCCUGCAACAUUUGCUGGUCUUUGUGGUUUUCAGCCACAAAUGUCAAUUUAAAAUUUAAAGUUUCAAAUAAAGAGCCUUGCUGAAAAGGUGUGUAUCCUUAACUCUGAUUGGAAAUGGUUCAGUCCAUGUUUAUGUCUGUUGGUGUCGGCUGGGAUGGAAACGUUGACCGUUCAGAGCAACAAGACACUGAACUCUAUAAUAAUAACUCAGAAAUAGUCCAAAUAGUUUUUAUGUAUUUUUUAUUUCUUUCCUUCUUAUGGAAAGUUUCUGUUUAUAUCAGAGGUUUGUGGUUAAUUUCUAUCUUAAAGAAAAAGAUAUAAAACUUCAGAUAUUUCCCAUUGAGAUUUUAACAUCUAUGGAAAAACCUCAUGAAAGCCUCAGAUUAUAGCAGAAAGCAAGAUGGCCGUGAGAAAGUGUUCAGUCAUAACACAUGAACUGAUCAGGACGUCACUGCCAGGGAACGCAAAA
This is a messenger RNA of Xiphophorus couchianus (Monterrey platyfish), 6368 nucleotides long. RefSeq names its product mitofusin 1a (gene mfn1a). Gene Ontology annotation, molecular function: GTPase activity; GTP binding. Gene Ontology annotation, cellular component: mitochondrial outer membrane. Bases 2242 to 4389 code for a protein of 715 amino acids. Gene Ontology annotation, biological process: mitochondrial fusion; mitochondrion localization. The transcript is spliced from 18 exons. The record is from RefSeq and is a predicted model, not a curated record. NCBI's taxonomy places the organism in Eukaryota, Metazoa, Chordata, Actinopteri, Cyprinodontiformes, Poeciliidae.